AUGGGUCGCGGAUGUGGAGACGAAAAAAACGGCUUCAAGGUGAAGCGUUUUCGCUCGGAUGGAGGUGGCGAAUACACCGCUCGGGAGCUCGGCGAUUGGUUGAAAGGGCGUGGGACCGCGCAUGAGUUUUCUGCGCCGUACACGCCUCAACAAAAUGGAGCCGCCGAACGCUUGAAUCGCACGCUCAUGGAGUCGGCACGAAGUCUCCUCUCCCAUGCUCACGCGGAGAAGCAUUGGUGGGGAGAGGCGGUUACGUUGGCAACUUGGAUUCGCAACCGGUGCGUGACCAAGGCGUUGCCCAACAAGACGCCUCUUGAGGCUUGGAGCGGUACGAAGCCGGACGUCACCGACCUUCGCACGUUUGGGUGUACGUGCUACUACCAUGUCCCGGAUGCUACACGGACCAAGCUUGAGGCGAAGGCGCGGGUGGCGAUGUACUUGGGUCCAAGCGCGGAUCACAAGGGGUGGCGCGUGUGGGACUUGGAGCACGGGAAACUCGUGGUGUCGCGCGACGUGGUGUUCUACGAAGACACCUUCCCCUCCAAGUCUACGAACGUGCCCUCGGUCAUCAUCGUCCCUCCACCCUUGGAUGCCGCGGAUGAGGCGGAUGAAGCUCCUACGACUCCUCCUCCUAGUGCGAGUGAGGGGGAGAAUGGAUCGGGUGCGGUUGGAGUGAGUGAGGAUGAAGGAAAUGCCAAGGAACGUGACCCUUCGUCUCAUCCUCCUCGUAUCACUCCCACCCUCGCAUCCACUCGCACUCGAAGGAACCCUCAUCCCAACUCCAAGUUCGAUGACCACUCUCUUGUGGCGGGGGACGAUGAGGGAGGGGGAGACGCUAUGUGUCUUGAGGCGUACACCGACACCCCGUCCACCUACCAUGGCACCCUGAGCUCGGCGGAAGUGGCGGAAUGGGAACGUGCGCUUCAAGAAGAGACCACAUCCACCAUGUCGACUUCACCCACCCAGUCCGCCUCCUCGAAUCCUCUCCUGCCUUCCCCUGAACCUUCUUCUGACGCCGUUUUAAGCAUCCCCGACAAGCUGCAAACAACCAGCCCCGUUAAAAGAUCAGCCAGUUCCCGGCAGGCCGCGCCGGCGAAAUCACCUUCACACAGCCCCACGCGCUCGACCUCCGCUCCCGCCUCGCACGCCGUCCCGCUCGGCGACAUUCCCGGUGCUUCUUCUGUCGCGUGGCUGCGCGACACGUGGCAUGAGCACGCCAACCGCUCAUUGGCGCUCGCUACGAAGCUCACCGGGUUUCAAGGCUGCCCAUCUCCCGUCGGAACCCCUGGUUCCCUGACCAAUGGCGCUGCAUUUUCCUUUUCGUCGUCCUCUCUCUCAUCAUCUCUCCCGUCUUUCAGUAAAAGUAGUUCCUUCAUCAGUACUGCUGGUUCUCUUUGUGGAAAGAAGCGGCUCGCGAGCUCCCGGGAGAUCUGGGUCGUUCUCCUCUCCUUCCUCUCGCUGCUUCUCCUCGCCGACAUGCUGCGAAAGAACCACAUGUUACUGUUACAAUCCGCGACCGUGGGGAUCGAGUUCCUCUUCGUUCUCUCGCGCGAGAGCGUGUACGCGCGUGGCUUGCGCGUGCUCUCCGCGUGGGAGAGAGACUCCGGAGUGCGCUUCGCCAACGUGGCAGUGGUCAACAUGGAGGAAGAGGAAAUCGCGCGCUUCAAUAUGACGCGUCGAUUAUUCCCCUUGGCGGUUCCGCACGCGCCGGGCCAUUUAGAAUGGAAUCACCUGUAUCCAGAGUGGAUCAACGAGACGAUACCAAACAGCUGCCCGUAUCUGCCCGAAGCGCGCUGGCAGAGCGGGCGAAAGCAGGCGGACGCGCUAUUGGCUCGAGUGGAAUGUCGCGAGCCGGUAACCGGAUGGGCGAAGGACGUGGAGUGGCAGCACAUGUUACUGUCGCUGGCGAAUCUCGUCGUUCAGGCCGAUAAGCCGUGGAUGCCGCUCGUCCUCAUUUCCGACUGCCGGCCGCCGUUAAAUCUCCUGCCGUGCGACCGGCUGGUUAAACGGGACGGGCCGGUCUGGCUGUACAACCUGACGGCCAGCGAUCUCAGAACUCGGCUGCAACCGGCAGGAUCAUGCGCCAUGGCGCAACCGACACUGACGGCCGAGGAGCCGCCCGCUAUAGGCACAGUGGCGUACGCGACGGUGCUUCACACGGUGGAGAACUACGUGUGCGGCGCGAUCGUGCUGGGGCACAGCAUUCGGCGCAGCGGCAGCCGCCACGACAUGGUGGCGCUGGUUUCACCGGAAAUCACCAACCGCAGCCGCGACGCGCUGCGCGAGGCGGGGUGGAUCGUGAAGGAGAUCGAACGGAUCAGAAACCCUUACGGCAGCAAGACGUCGUACAACCAGUACAACUACAGCAAGCUGCGCCUGUGGCAGCUAACAGAAUACGCGAGGGUGGUAUUCGUGGACGCGGAUCUGCUGGUGCUGCGCAAUCUCGAUCAUCUCUUUGCCUUCCCCGACGUGGCGGCGCGAGGCAACGAUCAGACGGACUUCAACUCGGGCCUCAUGCUGCUGCGCCCCUCCCUCUGCACCUUCCGCGAGCUGCUCGCCAACGUCCACACCAUCCGCUCUCCCAACGGCGGUGACCAGGGCUACUUAAACAACAUUUUCACGUGGUGGCACCGCCUGCCCAACUCGUACAACACUCUGAAGCACAUCUGGGCGUCUGACCCAAAGGAGCGAGCGCUCGAGCUGGAGAUGAAGAACCGGUGGUUCUCAGAGGAGCCGGCGGAGAUCCACACCAUCCACUACCUCGGCCGCAAGCCCUGGCAGUGCUACCGCGACUUCGACUGCACGUGGCUGUACCCUUGGGACCAUAAUUUCGCUAACGAAGCAGCUCAUAAGCGGUGGUGGGCCAUGCAUGAUACCAUGCCGGAUAGCCUGCAGCAGAUGUGCUGGCUGAGGAAUGAGGACAAGACGGAGAUGGAGUAUAGAAAGAGGGGCCUUGAGGCUAAGAACGCGCCUCCGGGGUUUUGGAAUUUCACUGUGACGGAUCCGAGAAAGGAUUACUGCUUCCCCGGGCAGAAGACGUGCAAGUGGGAGCUUUACCUGGAACACUGGGCGCGGCGGUAG
Closterium sp. Yama58-4 is the source of this 3081-nucleotide messenger RNA. The record is from the annotation of a GenBank genome assembly. NCBI's taxonomy places the organism in Eukaryota, Viridiplantae, Streptophyta, Zygnematophyceae, Desmidiales, Closteriaceae.